Molecule: messenger RNA, 1465 nt
Organism: Cavia porcellus (domestic guinea pig)
Lineage: Eukaryota; Metazoa; Chordata; Mammalia; Rodentia; Caviidae
Gene: Ccdc160
Product: coiled-coil domain containing 160
Exons: 4
Coding region: 432-1421 (329 amino acids)
Source: RefSeq, a predicted model, not a curated record
CGGCAUCCGCCCCUCCGGGCAUGCUCAGUGCUCUGGCCAAGCUUAAACUACCGGACAGGCAGCAAUCUACCAACCGAGUCAGCCUCUAGUGCCCAGGUCCCUUUAAAUCGGGCUGCCCGGUUGCCAGGCAACAGUGAGGCCGGUGGCCGCGCUGCACUGCAGAGGCUCUGCCUCGAGCCCGCCAAGCCGGGUCUCGGUGGCCAGCACGGACCGUGGGGCUGCCGCCUGCCGGCGGUGAUGAACUUCGGAAAGAGGGGACAGGACUCCCUAGAUCUCACCCACGCUUCCAGAAAGAAGACUUAGUGGAAUAAUAGUUGGAAAAAAAGUCAACAAUCUUAAAGAAAAAAAAACUACCUUUCAAGCUGCUGAACACCUACAACCAGUAUAAUAUCUCAGGAGUCAGAAAGGGAACUGGAAGAGAUACCUAAAGAAUGAAUACUCGAAGAAAACAGUGGAAGGAAGGUGUGUUUUUACCUCUUGUUAAUGCAGAAGAUAUUCUGGAAGAAACUUCCCAGCCGGAAUCUCCUUCUGAACAAAUACCUAUAGAUAAGACAAAGAACGUGGAAGAAAUUUAUAGUGUCUCCAGUGGGAAGUUUCAAGAAGAAAGUAAAUUUAAGAGGGAAGAAUGUAUUUCCCAACUAAGUCAAAAAGAACAAGAACCUAAUUUAAAAGAGAGCGGGAUUAACAUGUCCAAGAACAAAGCAGACACAAAUUCGGACUGCUACGAGACAUACAGCGUGAAUGCUGUGAGGGACGAGAGUUAUAGCAGAAAUGGACAUCCACCUACCAGGAGCAAAAAGGAACUCCCAACUAUGUCACAACCAGAUACAGGGAAAUCACAACCAGAUACAGGGAAGAAACUGACCAUAAGAAGGUUCCCAAAUGUUAACCUGAACCUUUUGAAUGAAGAACUGGAGCGACUUAAUAAGAAAUGUAGAAAAAUAGAAGAGGAAUUUGAAAUGACUGAAAAAGAACUUCUGAACUCCAAAAAAGAAAACGCUUCAGAAUCCCUAAAUUUUGAAGAAACAGAGAUACAAACUUCUAACAAUUGGGAACUUCAAGCUUUAAAAAAUGCCCUAUAUGAAAAAGAAACAGAUGUUAAAAACUUAACUGAAGAGCUCCAAAAAGCCAAAGAUGUCAUCCACAAGUUGAAUCUAGAGAACCGAGAUUUAAAAAAAGCAGUGAGGAAGUUAAAACAUCAAAAUGAACUAGGAAAUGAACUCCUGAAAGAAGAAAUGAAAUUGUAUUAUGAAUUAGAGGUGGACAAGAUUCGCCGUGAGCUCAAUACCAUCAGGAAUGAACUGAGAGUUGAGAAGACCCUGCAGGCAAGAAAUAACCGAGCCCUAGACUUGCUUAGAAAACAUGUGAUUUCGAUGGUCAGGUCAUCAAGCACUAUUGACCACCUUUAUCGGAAACUUUAAGCUUAAUAAAGCCUUUCAUUAGGCAAGUUAUUGAGCCAAAUCAA